Oncorhynchus nerka (sockeye salmon) is the source of this 4197-nucleotide messenger RNA. RefSeq names its product mucin-2-like. The record is from RefSeq and is a predicted model, not a curated record. The coding region runs from base 35 to 3646 and encodes 1203 amino acids. The transcript is spliced from 11 exons. NCBI's taxonomy places the organism in Eukaryota, Metazoa, Chordata, Actinopteri, Salmoniformes, Salmonidae.
AAUAACUGGUGAACCCACUACAACCAUCACUGGUAUGUCGACAACAACUGGUGAACCCACUACAACCAUCACUGGUAUGUCGACAACAACUGGUGAACCUACUUCAGCCGUUGUUGGUGUGUCGAUAACAAAGUUUACAGCUGUACCCACUACAAACAUCACUGGAGCAUCAACAACAACUGGUGAACCCACUGAAACAUUGACAAUAACUAGUGAAUCCACUACAACAGUCACUGGUGUGUCGGUAACAAAGUUUACAGCUGUACCCACUACAAACGUCACUGGAGCAUCAACAACAACUGGUGAACCUUCUUCAGCCGUUGUUGGUGUGUCGACAACAAGUUACGAAUCCACAACUACUGUUACUGCAGCAACUACUACAACCAUCACCGGUGUGUCAACAACAACGGUUACAGCAGCACCCACUACAACUGUCACUGAUUCAUUAACAACCAUUGGUGAACCCACUGAAACCAAAACUGAUUCAUCAACAACCACUGGUGAACCCACUGAAACCAAAACUGAUUCAUCAUCAACAACUGGUGAACCCACUACAACCAUCACUGGUAUGUCGACAAAACCUGGUGAACCCACUACAUCCGUCAUGGGUGUGUUGACGACAACAGUAACUGGUUCAUCGACAACUACUAGUGAACCCAUGACAACCAUUACUGGUCCAUUGACAACAUCCGGUGAACCCACUACAACCAUCACCGGUGUGUUGACAACAACUGGUGAACCCACUACAACAAUCACUGGUGUGUUGACAACAACGGUUACAGCUGCACCCACUACAACUGUCACUGAUUCAUUAACAACCAUUGGUCAACCCACUACAACCAAAACUGAUUCAUCAACAACAAAUAGUGAACCCACUACGACCAUCACUGUUGUGUCGACAACAACUGCUGAACCCACUACAACUAUCACUGGUGUGUCGACAACAAUUGAUGCAACAACAGCUACUGUUACUGCAGCACCCACUACAAUCGUCAUGGGUGUGUUGACGACAAGUGGUGAACCCACUACAACCGUCAUUGAUGCAUCGACAACUACUAGUGAACCCACGACAACCGUUACUGGUACAUUGACAACAUCUGGUGAACCCACUACGACCAUCACUGUUGUGUCGACAACAACUGCUGAACCCACUACAACCAUCACUGGUGUGUCGACAACAAUUGAUGCAACAACAGCUACUGUUACUGCAGCACCCACUACAAUCGUCAUGGGUGUGUUGACGACAACUGGUGAACCCACUACAACCAUCAUUGAUGCAUCGACAACUACUAGUGAACCCACGACAACCGUUACUGGUCCAUUGACAACAUCUGGUGAACCCACUACGACCAUCACUGUUGUGUCGACAACAACUGCUGAACCCACUACAACCAUCCCUGGUGUGUCGACAACAUCUGGUGAACCCACUACAACCGUCAUUGAUGCAUCGACAACUACUAGUGAACCCACGACAACCGUUACUGGUACAUUGACAACAUCUGGUGAACCCACUACGACCAUCACUGUUGUGUCGACAACAACUGCUGAACCCACUACAACCAUCACUGGUGUGUCGACAACAAUUGAUGCAACAACAGCUACUGUUACUGCAGCACCCACUACAAUCGUCAUGGGUGUGUUGACGACAACUGGUGAACCCACUACCACAAUCACUGGUGUGUCGACUGUAACGGUUACAGAUAUACCCAUUACAACCGUAACAGGUGCAUUGACAACAGCGAUUACAACGUCUCCAAAUACAUUCAUCACUGGUGUGUCGGCAUCUACUGAUGAACCCAAUUCAACUGUAACUGGUGGGUCAACAACAACUGGAGAACUCCCUUCACCCGUCACUGCUGCUCCUGCUACAAGUAUUGUUCCUCCUACAUCUUCUGUCACUACCACUGUGGCUGGUACUACCACCGCAACAACUGGAGAACCUGUCACUGUUCCUGCUACCGUUCCUACAACUACAGUGUCAAGGAAAGCAUCACCACUGUCAACAACUACCAGCACAGCUCCAACUACCACAACAACCAACGCAACAACCACUACUACAACAACAACUACUACUACAAGUACAACAACAACUACAACUGCAACUGCACGUCCUCGACUUGCUCCACUGGUGGCUUUCGUCAUACAACAAGUGUUUGUAGAAGCUUUAAAUGACCCUCAAAGUACACAAUUCCAAGAACUUGCAGUAACUAUUACUGCAGUGUUUGAUGUGAUCUACAAAGCAAAAUAUGGGAUCCUUUUCAUCCGGACGAUUGUUCUUGGAUUCACACCUAUUUUCCAUUCCCGUAUGGAUGCAGAAACACAGGCAGAGGUCCAACUGGUGUUCAAUGAGACCUCCACUCAAUCUGUCCCUGAGGUUACUGACAUUAGCAAUACACUGAAAGAAGCAGUUGCCAAUCCAAACAUUACCUUUGGCAACCUCUCUGUGGAUGUCACCACCAUCAUUGUUCAAGCUGCUCCUGCUACAAGUAUUGUUCCUCCUACAUCUUCUGUUACUACCACUGUGGCUGGUACUACCACCGCAACAACUGGAGAACCUGUCACUGUUCCUGCUACCGUUGCUACAACUAGGCCCACAACUACAACCACUACAUAUGUGGCCUCCACAACUACAGUGUCAAGGAAAACAUCACCACUGUCAACAACCAGCACAGCUUCAACUACAACAACCAACGCAACAACCACUACUACAACACCUACUACUACAACUAGUACAGCAACAACAACAACUGCAACAACAACAACUACAACUGCACAUAUUAAACCUGUUCCACUGGUGGCUUUCGUCAUACAACAAGUGUUUGUAGAAGCUUUAAAUGACCCUCAAAGUACACAAUUCCAAGAACUUGCAGUAACUAUUACUGCAGUGUUUGAUGUGAUCUACAAAGCAAAAUAUGGGAUCCUUUUCAUCCGGACGAUUGUUCUUGGAUUCACACCUAUUUUCCAUUCCCGUAUGGAUGCAAAAACAAAGGCAGAGGUCCAACUGGUGUUCAAUGAGACCUCCACUCAAUCUGUCCCUGAGGUUACUGACAUUAGCAAUACACUGAAAGAAGCAGUUGCCAAUCCAAACAUUACCUUUGGCAACCUCUCUGUGGAUGUCACCACCAUCAUUGUUCAAGUGCCCACCACAAAUAACAACACAACUACAACGGCUACUCCUGUCAUCACUACUGCUAUCAUCACAACUACAACCACUGAAACUACGGUUGUGGCACUCACUAAGGUGACUGUGGUGUUCCGGUCCAGCGGAGAGACAUUUACCUCUGACCUGUCAAACCCAUCAUCUCAGGCCUUUCAAACCCGAGCAUUACUGAUUAAAACUCAGCUUGAACCUUUCUAUCGAUCAGCUUUCACCUCUUUCAGCAGUUUGACUGUGACAGAAUUCAGCUCUGGAUCCAUCAUCAAUACUAUGAAUUUAGCAUUCAGAUCCUCCUCCGUCCCAAAUUCCAUGGAGAUUAGCACUGUUUUGAUAAAUGCCGCCCCAAAAAUCACAGCUUUCAACAUUGACCCCACCUCAGUGAGAGUCAACGGCACAGCUGUGACCUCAAGUGGAAUAAGCAGCAAGACCAGUCUCUGCACAGCAUUCUUUCUGGUGGUUCUGUCGCUGCUACUGUCAAGCCAGCAUUAGUCUCAGUGGCAACGCCCACUAAAAACACUAUUUCACUCACUGGCAAGCAGCAGAACGAAAUAGUGUGUGUAGUCAUAUUUUCACUUUGAGAACUUCCCACACAUUCCAACCCCUACCCCAAUUCCACCCAUGAUAUGAAUAGUGUCCAAAAAUGAAAUCAAGUCUUGUAUGCUGACAUAAGAUACACUAUGUGUGGCAGUUGAACACAACGAUGUGAUAUAAUUACUGCCUAUUCUAUCAAAAUGUGUAAGUGUAUGGGUUUCCGUCAUAAGUCGAUGUUAUUUCCAUGCAAUGAAAAAUAAUGUUUGAUUUAAUAUGCACUUAAGGCUAUUUUUGAUUCUCUCUGUUGCUGAUAUGAACUAAAAAGUUGAUUCACUCUGUUGCUGAUAUGAACUAAAACGUUGAUUUACUCUGUCGCUGAUAUGAACUAAAACAUUGAAUCACUCUGUUGCUGAUAUGAACUAAAACGUUGAUUCACUCUGUUUGCUGUUAUGAACUAAAACGUUGAUUUACUCUGUCGCUGAUAUGAACUAAAACAUCUAUUCACUCUG